GAAACGAAUGUGAGCACUAAGCACGCCGUACUUUUGGCUUGAGGUUUUCUUCUUCCGACUUCUCAGGAAGCGCAGCACAAAGAAUGGCAACGAAAGCUAUGGACUUUGCGCUUGGAAGCAACCCACAUGCUUGCUUUUCUAUCAAUCCACCAAAACUCACCAAGGUUAGGGUUUUCACAAUCAGAUGCUCUGCGCCUCUCUCCUCUGACAGCGCCGCCACUGGUCUCGUGGAGAGGCCAUGGAAAGUGGCGGAUGCUAGGCUUGUUCUUGAAGACGGUUCUAUUUGGAGAGCUAAAUCAUUUGGUGCUUCAGGAACCCAAGUUGGUGAAGUGGUUUUCAAUACAUCUCUGACGGGGUAUCAAGAAAUUCUCACAGACCCUAGCUAUGCUGGUCAGUUUGUCCUGAUGACAAAUCCACAUAUUGGCAAUACUGGGGUAAAUUUUGAUGAUGAAGAAUCAAGGCAAUGCUUCCUUGCUGGUCUAGUGAUUAGAAGUUUAAGCAUAAUGACUUCAAAUUGGAGAUGUGCAGAAACACUUGGUGAUUAUUUAGCAGAAAGGAAUAUCAUGGGAAUUUAUGAUGUCGACACACGUGCAAUAACUCGUAGAUUGAGACAAGAUGGAAGCCUUAUUGGUGUAUUGAGCACUGAAAAUUCAAAAACAGAUGGAGAACUUUUGGAAAUAUCUCGUUCGUGGGACAUUGUUGGUGUUGAUUUAAUAAGUGGAGUUUCAUGUGAUGCCCCUUAUGAGUGGGUUGAUAAAACAAAGUCAGCAUGGGACUUUAAUUGUGAUGGUAGAGAUGGAGAAGCCUAUCGUGUUGUUGCAUAUGAUUUUGGGAUCAAACAUAAUAUCCUAAGGCGAUUAUCAUCUUAUGGUUGUAAAAUCACUGUUGUACCAUCAACUUGGCCUGCAUCUGAAACUCUAAAAAUGAAGCCAGAUGGAGUUCUUUUUAGCAAUGGCCCAGGAGAUCCAUCUGCAGUUCCUUAUGCAGUUGAAACAGUCAAAGAAAUUAUAGGAAACGUUCCUGUUUUUGGAAUUUGCAUGGGACAUCAGUUGCUUGGCCAGGCAUUAGGGGGCAAAACCUUCAAAAUGAAGUUUGGUCACCAUGGAGGGAAUCAUCCAGUUCGCAACCUUCGAAAUAGUUGCGUUGAGAUUAGUGCUCAGAAUCACAACUAUGCAGUUGAUCCAGCAUCACUCCCUGAGGGUGUGGAAGUGACUCAUGUCAAUCUCAAUGAUGGUAGCUGUGCUGGUCUUGCUUAUCCUGCACUGAAAAUUAUGUCUCUUCAAUACCAUCCUGAAGCAUCCCCAGGGCCUCAUGACUCAGAUUGUGCUUUUAGGGAGUUCAUAGACCUUAUGAAGUCUGUCAGGCAGAAUGCUUGAACCAACAUAUGCUGGGUCAUAUAUGAAUCUUGGAUGUUGGAGGAUGCUAGUGAUGGUGUGUCACUUGAUAUCUGCUUUCCUGCUUUGUCCUUCAGUAGACAGAAAGUUGAGAGUGCUUGAGGUCGCAAUGUUGCCUGCAAACGCAUACAAAAUGACACUGCAACUCUUUUGCUCUCCUGCUUUAAUUAAUAUUAUGUCUAACAUUGCCCUUGUGGUUGUAAGGACGAUGGUUGCUAUUUAUUGCCUUUUUCUUUGCCUUACCAAAAUUGUUGGUUGUGGUUUUAGCAUACAAAAUGACUAUGCAACUCUUGCUCUGGCUGAUGGUUAUGUAGUUUUAGGCUUUGGGGAAUAUAUGAUGAGUAAAUUUUCUUUUUGUCA
This is a messenger RNA of Rubroshorea leprosula, 1754 nucleotides long. The record is from the annotation of a GenBank genome assembly. NCBI's taxonomy places the organism in Eukaryota, Viridiplantae, Streptophyta, Magnoliopsida, Malvales, Dipterocarpaceae.